Hippoglossus stenolepis (Pacific halibut) is the source of this 3712-nucleotide messenger RNA. It is a transcript of the gene susd1, whose product is annotated as sushi domain containing 1. Bases 266 to 3625 code for a protein of 1119 amino acids. The record is from RefSeq and is a predicted model, not a curated record. Gene Ontology annotation, molecular function: calcium ion binding. Lineage: Eukaryota; Metazoa; Chordata; Actinopteri; Pleuronectiformes; Pleuronectidae. The transcript is spliced from 23 exons.
UGAAUGUGUCAUUGGAUGACAGAUGAAGCCACAAAAACCCGGCGGCUGCGAGAAGACCAUUGAGAAAAGAAUUGACCUCAGCUCACCCAGUAGAAGAUUCCUCUCAAUCCCAUUUAUCAAACAUGCUCAGCAUCAUCAUGGCCCACAAGACGGAAGUAUAAAAAAUGAAGAGGAAUAAUGAAGAGAGCGGGAUGAGGAGGAUGAUUGUCUAGUGGAGUAAAGAGAACAACAGGUCGACUCGAGGACCAACAAGAGAAACAGAACAAUGAUUGUGUUUUUUCUGCUCUGUGUCGUUGCAGGUAUGCCAGCAUCGGGCCAAAUUCUGGACGUGUGCGCCUCCUGCCAUUCUGAAGCCAGAUGUGAAGACAAGCUAGACGGCUCUGGCAAAGUUUGUAACUGCAAGUAUGGAUUUGUAGGAAAUGGAAGAUCGUUCUGUCAAGAUAAAGAUGAGUGCCAGAUAGGAGCCAUGAGGAUCUGUGGGAUGCACACAAAAUGCCACAACACAUAUGGCAGCUACGACUGUACCUGCCUUUCUGGCUACAACCCUUCAAACAACAUGGCCAUCUUCAUCCCAAAUGAUGGAACCCAAUGCCAGGACAUUGAUGAGUGUAAGAUAACAGGACUGUGUGGAGAUGGAGGUCGGUGCAGGAACCUGGAGGGCAGUUUUGAAUGCAGCUGUCAGGUGGGAUACCAAGUCGACAAUGGAACAGAACCUUUUCAUCCUCACAGAGACAAGGCCUCCUGCAAAGUGGUUGACUGUGGCCAGCCUGCCUCAGUGGAGGACACAGUGCUGCUGUCGGCCACAGGGACCACAUAUGGCAGCGUAGCCACGAGGGUCUGUGAUGAAGGCUUCAUCUGGGGGAGUGGACACAACACCUCUGUGUGUGGAGCUGAUGGACUGUGGAGUGGACCAACUAUGGUCUGUGAAGACAUUGAUGAGUGUAAGAUAACAGGACUGUGUGGAGAUGGAGGUCGGUGCAGGAACCUGGAGGGCAGUUUUGAAUGCAGCUGUCAGGUGGGAUACCAAGUCGACAAUGGAACAGAACCUUUUCAUCCUCACAGAGACAAGGCCUCCUGCAAAGUGGUUGACUGUGGCCAGCCUGCCUCAGUGGAGGACACAGUGCUGCUGCCGGCCACAGGGACCACAUAUGGCAGCGUAGCCACGAGGGUCUGUGAUGAAGGCUUCAUCUGGGGGAGUGGACACAACACCUCUGUGUGUGGAGCUGAUGGACUGUGGAGUGGACCAACUAUGGUCUGUGAAGACAUUGAUGAGUGCAGGAUAACAGGACUGUGUGGAGAUGGAGGUCGGUGCAGGAACCUGGAGGGCAGUUUUGAAUGCAGCUGUCAGGUGGGAUACCAAGUCGACAAUGGAACAGAACCUUUUCAUCCUCACAGAGACAAGGCCUCCUGCAAAGUGGUUGACUGUGGCCAGCCUGCCUCAGUGGAGGACACAGUGCUGCUGCCGGCCACAGGGACCACAUAUGGCAGCGUAGCCACGAGGGUCUGUGAUGAAGGCUUCAUCUGGGGGAGUGGACACAACACCUCUGUGUGUGGAGCUGAUGGACUGUGGAGUGGACCAACUAUGGUCUGUGAAGAGGUGGACUGUGGCUCCCCCCCUGCUCGCCCUCACUCUCAUAUGCUGUGGAAUAAGAGCUCCAGAGUGGGCUGUGAGGUGGUUUAUCAGUGUAACUCUGGCUAUCAUAAUGUUGGAAAGGGAAAUGUCUCCAUUUGUACCACUGCUGGACAGUGGGAAGAGCCGCCGGUGCUCUGCCAAGAGACUUUGUGUGGAAGUCCUCCUGUAAGUGUAUCCACUGAGCACAUGUGGAACGGUAGCACAGCUCCAGGCAGCACUGUGCUCUAUUUCUGUAAAACAGGUUUUCUUAACAGAGGAGGACAUAAUAUAUCAGUCUGUAAUGAAAACGGUCAGUGGACACCCCCGACUCUGGUAUGCCAAGAAAUAUUAUGUGGAGAUCCUCCUAUAGUGCCCCACACUGGGCAAGUGAGGAAUGGCAGUUCCACCCCUGGAAGCACUGUGACUUACUACUGUAAAAUAGGAUUUUAUCACAGUGAAGGAAAUAAUGUGUCAUUGUGCGCAAUUAACGGUUCCUGGACAAAACCAAACAUCUCAUGUAAAGAAAUCGAUUGUCAAGAGCCUGUUCAUAAACCUCACUCUAAAAUACUUUGGGAUGGCACAUCGCACAUUGGCAGUGUGGUGUCUUACCAAUGUGAUGAAGGAUAUCACAGCAGGGGCCUGAAAAACAACUCAUUAUGUGGAGAGAGUGGACUUUGGGAGGACAUAGAUCUGUGGUGUGAAGUGGUUGACUGUGGCCAGCCUGCCUCAGUGGAGGACACAGUGCUGCUGCCGGCCACAGGGACCACAUAUGGCAGCGUAGCCACGAGGGUCUGUGAUGAAGGCUUCAUCUGGGGGAGUGGACACAACACCUCUGUGUGUGGAGCUGAUGGACUGUGGAGUGGACCAACUAUGGUCUGUGAAGAAAUAAGCUGCGGCCUCCCACUAAUCCACCCCCGUACUAACCUCCUGUGGGAUCGUACCAGCAGACCGGGCAGCGUGGUGUUGUAUGAGUGUAUGGAUGGAUUUUACCCGGAGAGUGGAACAAAUAUUUCAGUAUGUUCAUUAUCAGGAGACUGGGGGGAAAUAUCUAUAAAGUGUCAAGCUAAAUGUGGCCCAGUUCCCUUCCUUGCCAACUCAGAGGUGGUGUGGCAUAACAGAAGUGUAGUGAUCCACCGCUGUGUGGAUGGAUAUCACAGCUGGAGGGGCAGCAACGUCUCUGUGUGUGGCAGCUCCGGGACGUGGCAGACAGCUACUCUGAGAUGUAUAGAAAUAAAGCCAGCUCUCAGUCAUGUUCAUAUUCUCAAUGAAAAAUGUGUGCAUUGGAAAGCAGAGAAAUAUGAAGAGGACUCAGAAGCCUACAAGGUGACAUACACAGGUACCAGAGACUACCAGAGGUCUUUUCGUGAUGAAAGGAAGCAGAUUGUGAGCUCCAAGGCCGAGCAGCUGAAAGUCUGUCUCCACCUGCUUCCAGCCACAAACUACAGCAUCUCCAUCACUGCACUGUCUGCCAGAUUCACAGCCUCCAUCACCACUAACACCAGUUUAUCAGAGCCUCCAGUGCCGUUUGUUUACUACGGAGAAUUUGAGACUCCUGUACCAACUUUGAGGCUAAACAGAUCAGCCAACACACUGGACCCAAUAAGUUUGUACCAAGUGUUUGUUCUUCCUGUAGAGGACAUAAUGGUGUUUGACUGCUCUUCUCCUGGAAGCCCUGACCCCUUAAGCGAAAACAAAUUCUCUUCCAAGUACAUUACUGCCCAGAUCCUCAUCAGACAGGUCGGGACACAGAUGAACUUUACUGUUGGGGAUGGACUCCACUAUGGAGGCUUCUAUAAUGCACCCCUGGAGAAGGGCAGGACCUAUUACAUCAUCUUACGAGCCGUCAGCCAGUGGAAAACAGCUUUAAAAAGUUCCUGUGUGCUGUGGGCUAAAGUGAGAGGUACAUCCUAUGUCCUGAUGGUUUCUUCACUCGCUGCAGCUGCUGCAGUAGGACUGGUUGCUUUCGCCAUUUUGGGUGGAUACAGUUGCAUGUGGCUGUUCAAGAAGAAAUGACACCCCUCACCGCUGAUGAUCUGCGAAAUACAUGUCUUGAUUUUCUGCCUGUCAUUUUUUACAUUUUAUAAAGAUAAAUAAACUUUG